AUGGCUGCUGCUGCUGAAAAGAGGAUGAAGAAUGUGGUGGUGGAGAAGAAUGGUGGGGGUGGGGGUGGGCGUGGGGGUGGGAGUGGGGUGGUGAAGGGUGAGGAUAAAAGUGUGAAUUUGGUUAAGGUUGAGUAUAAAAAUGUGAACUUGGUGAAGGGUGAGGAGAAAAAUGUGAAUUUGGUUAAGGGUGAGGAGAAACAUGUGAGCUUGGUGAAGGGGGAAGAGCUUUCGGUUGCAGAGGCUAAUGAGUUAUUUUCAAUGAUCUUUGGUUGUGAAGUUACCAAAGAUAUUCUUGUUGCAUACGGAAAAGCUGAAGAUGGGACUAAAUAUUGGCUGAUCAAGAAUUCUUGUGGUACUAGUUGGGGUGAAAAUGGAUAUAUAAGGAUGGAAAGGGACGACAUUGAUGCUAAAGAAGGGCUGUGGUGGAUUACCAUGGAUGCUUCUUAUCCAACUGCUUAA
Messenger RNA from Lycium ferocissimum, 459 nucleotides. RefSeq names its product senescence-specific cysteine protease SAG12-like. The record is from RefSeq and is a predicted model, not a curated record. Gene Ontology annotation, molecular function: cysteine-type peptidase activity. The coding region runs from base 1 to 459 and encodes 152 amino acids. The transcript has 2 exons. Lineage: Eukaryota; Viridiplantae; Streptophyta; Magnoliopsida; Solanales; Solanaceae. Gene Ontology annotation, biological process: proteolysis.